This is a messenger RNA of Pomacea canaliculata, 5774 nucleotides long. RefSeq names its product membrane-bound transcription factor site-2 protease-like. The record is from RefSeq and is a predicted model, not a curated record. Gene Ontology annotation, molecular function: metalloendopeptidase activity. Gene Ontology annotation, biological process: membrane protein intracellular domain proteolysis; regulation of response to endoplasmic reticulum stress. Gene Ontology annotation, cellular component: cytoplasm; membrane. Lineage: Eukaryota; Metazoa; Mollusca; Gastropoda; Architaenioglossa; Ampullariidae. The coding region runs from base 301 to 1767 and encodes 488 amino acids. The transcript has 9 exons.
CCGUCUCGCGGUACACUUGAGCAUGAGUCAAAACUGAGACAAGCGAAUAAAAUGUGAUCCUGUGUCAGAAAAUUUGUAAACAGCGUAAAUGCAAAAAGCCAUCAUUUCUAUUUGUAAGAUAGUUUCUCGUGCUGUUGCUGUUCAAUUGGAAGAGCUCAAACAGCUCGCUAUGUACCUACACAGAUGCAAUCAUACCUCAGCGACAGAAGCUUGAAGAAUUGAUUCCUAGUGGCAUAGAUAAUGAAAAAUGAUACAUUGUGCACAUGUUGUACGCAACGACUAAAAACUGUUUAAGUCGUCAUGCUGAGCUCAGUAUGGAUCGCCUUGUUAUUAGGCUUCUGGUCUACGCUUUAUUUGAUAGACGUCUUUUUAAAGAGUAAGAAAUGGUCAUCUCGACAAUACCUUCACUUCCUAGACAAGAGUGGCCUGUCAGUAUCAGUGUGUCAGCUACGAUGGUACUCUUCAAUGUUCAAUCGAUGUUUUUUACGCAUGGGACAGUGGAGACCUGGAUUUCUGAGGCUAUGGUUCACAGCUGGAGUCUUCUUUGCCCUGGUAGCAAUGCUUCUAUCAGUUUUCCUGUUGUCACUUUUGGCAUUUAACACCAUCCGACAGAAGCCAGUUGAGCAGCAAGUCUUGACACCAGUGAUGCCUGGUGUGAACUUGCCUGCCAGUCAGGUCUGGUAUUACAUGCUGACGCUGCUUGUCUGUGGUAUUCUGCAUGAAGUAGGCCAUGCUGUUGCUGCUGUAAGAGAACAGGUGCGUGUCAAUGGCUUUGGCAUUUUUAUGAUGAUUAUCUAUCCUGGUGCAUUUGUGGACCUUUCUUCUGAACACCUGCAGGUGGUAUCACCUUUGCGGCAGCUUCGCAUCUACUGUGCAGGCGUGUGGCACAACUUUGUCAUCGUUAUUAUUGCCAUAAUUAUUCUUCUGUCUUUGCCUGUCUUGCUGCUGCCAGUCUACUCACAGGGACAUGCUGUGGCCAUUACUGGUGUGGAGGAGAACUCAGCUGUGUCAGGGCCUAAAGGGUUGUUUGUCGGUGAAGCACUUACAGCGGUAGGUGACUGCCAGGUGACUAACACUGAAGCAUGGCGCCACUGCAUUCUGACCAGCAUGAAAGAACCGUCAUUAGGAUAUUGCCUUCCUGUUCAGCUCAUUGGCCAACUCAACACUACUCCUAAAAAUUGGACACAGCCAGAAAAAGGGGAUAUUGACUGCUGCAAUACCACAAGUGCUACUCACCUUUGCUUUUUAUAUCACACAAAAACCAGUCAAGAUACAAGCUAUGCUUGUCUACCUGCAAGAACAACCACAGAUCGACCUGUUUGCAAGCUACAAAGUGACUGUUAUUUACCUGGGGUUGAAGUUGCAUGUGUCUAUCCUGCUGUUGACAACCAGACCAAGUUGCUGCGCAUAUUUCAUGGCCGCCGCCCUCCUUUACUGUUUCUGGGUCACCCACUGGAUCUGUUUUAUUCAGUGUCAGUGAGCAACUACGUGCCCAACACUUCACUGGUGCCACUAAAUCUGCCUUACAUCAUAGAGACUUUCUGCAAAUAUUUGAUCUCUCUGUCGGGAGCCCUGGCAAUUCUAAAUGUAGUACCAUGUUAUGCACUAGAUGGUCAGUUUAUCUGUCAUGCCUUUAUUGAACUGACCCUUCGUUCCUCUUUCCCUGACCCUGAAGUACGAGGCUGCAUCUUUUCUAUCAUCAUUUACUUCGGGACUAUACUUUUGAUCAUCAACGUGAUAUUUGCCAUGUGGACUCUCUUGGUAUGAUGAAGUAUUUUUGCAUCUAAAGACAUCACCUCAUUUUUUUUUUAACAUGAAGGCGAUUGAUUGUUGAAUUGAAAUGUUCAUUUAUUGGUGUGAUGGUAUGUAUGACCUUACUCCACAGGUUAAAGAGUGUGUGUGUGAGUCAGUGAGAAUGAACAAAGAACAGUUGUGACCACUGUUACUGCAUAUAAUGCAGACAUUUCACCUACACGUGUGAACUCAGACUAUCAUUUUAACAUGCCUUUCUUGUCAUUUUAUUUUGUCAUAUUUCCAGAACGUCUAGCAAAAGCAGGUGCAUAUAAAAUGACCAAUAGGAAAGACCAUCAGAGUUUCGAUUUUUUUCGUUGUACAUAUGGCAUUUAUCAGAAUGUAUUUUGCAUGUCUGAAGGCGAUGUUGUAGUGGAUCUUAUUCUUGUUCCUGUUUGUGCAGAUGUCCACAAUCACUGCAUGACUGCUAGUGCCUUUGCUUGUUUUUAAUGCGAAGGUGAAGUUGCACAGAAUAUUUUAGUCUUUUUCUAUAGCUGCUCAUCAUUACUAUUUUCAGGCACAAGGUUCAGGUGUGUUUUAAAAAAACACAAUGGGUAAAUAUGUAAAUAUUGUGAAUGCACAAUCACACUAGAAAGGGAGAGGAAUGAAAAGAAUUGAUCUUUAAGAAGCAGAUUUUUCUCCUUGUCUGAAACGUCCGCGCUAGUGGCAUGACAGGCUUGGGCAAAGCAUGGUGAUGGCCACAGAAUUUGUGGUUACUUGUCAAGUGGGUUCACAAAGUUUGUUUUUCUAAACUCUGGUGACAGAGAAUGUUUGUGAAUGCUUUUGUACCCGGAAAGGAGAGGGAAUGAUGUUUGUUGUAAUUUUCUUUUUUUUUUUUUUUCCUGAGCUCCAGUCUUCCUGUUAUGCUAAACAUGUUUCUUCUUUGAUCAAGCAGGCUUUCUAGAACAUAUAUCCUGCUCACACAGUCCCUAGCUUUCUUCUCUUCUUUCUUUGAACUGCAUUUCAGAGAACAGUUGUAGUUCAGAAAGCAUGUGAGAAUACAUUUAGUCAUGGUCCUGACAUAUCGAGCAGUCUUCAGAACCUGUGACUUUGUGCAUCUUGUGUGCAUAGGAUACUUUUUAAAAAAAGUCUUUGAUGACAUACAAACUAGCUUAUGGUACUUUGCACAUUAUUAGAGCUAUUUGUUUAUGGUACUUUAUCAGAAGAUCUCCAUUGUAAGAAAUUGAAGUUUGUGAGGCAAAAGCUAUGGAGUCAUGACUGGCGGCCAAAUGUAUACAUGCCCAGUGCCCAUGAAUACUCAUUAUUGUCACAUACAAUCAAGUGGUGGUGGGUUGUUCCUGCUUGCCACAUGUUCAACCAAUCUUGUAGAAAGUGGUCUUGUCUUUUCACUUGCCUGCAAGGAACAAGUGCCUUUGAAUCAUUUACAGCUUUCACAUGACAGUCACAUAAUUAAAUGUCUCAUUUUCAUCAGAAAGAUAACUGUUUCUAGACUUCUGAUGGUUGAAUAGCAUGACAUUUACAUGCACUAACACUGACAUUUUCAUUUUGUUAUCUAGAUCAUUGCAGUUUAUUUUGUUAUUUAUGCUUUUCUGUGCUUCCAUUAUUUUUGUUUUUUGUUUUCUCAACAAUACAGUAAUUUCAUUUCAAAACAGCAGUUAUUGGCUUGUGCUCUUUAGAAGCCACCCUGGAUGCCAAAACCUUCUGUAGACAUCUGGGUUGCUUUGUAUCACCAAGAUGAGACUUCAGCUGUCAUUUUGGAACCUAAACCAGCAUUCACAUGAAUAGUAAAACCCUAAAUUGACAGCUACAGGAGAAACAGAAGCAUACACCCUCCCCAAUAAUGAAAAGCUUUCACAAAGUAGUGUACAAAUUACAAUUCAAAGAACAUUUUGAUAACAAGUAUUGAAAAAACAAUUGAGUAACAAACAUUCAUAAAGCAGAUCAUAAGGAAAAAUGUCAACCUUCUCAGCCUUUACAGAGUUCUUCAUAUGUGCAGUUGUUUUUUUUACCUAUUUAGAUUAAUCCAUGUUUUUUUCUUUGAUCUGUAAUCUUUCCAGCAACUUAGAGCUUCAUUUUAUAUUUACUCUGGUUUGCCUUUAAGAAGCAACACAGUUGAAGUAAAUAUUCAAAAUGUCUAUAUGUAUCUACGUUUUGCAUUCAUGCACAAACUCAUAACACACCCACGUUUUACUCAUGAACAUCAUGAACUGCAGUUUUUCCUUAAACUCUUAUCACCAAAUCUGUAAUCUUUAACCUUUCAAAAUUGAACCAUACCAUUUUUCAUUGACGUCUUAAGUGCCAUUGCUUUUUAAUUUUACAACUUCAGAAAUCCAGUCUUAUUAUUUUCAAAACUGUUCAAAUAUUAUUUCGUAAAUUGAAUAUGUGUUCUCGGCAGCUGCAUAUUAUGUUUGUUCAUUUGAGGGAGAAAUUGUGGAAAGUGUUCAAAUGCACAUUCUGUUGAGCAGACCAUGUAUUAACAUACUCAAACAGCUUCCAUUUGCUGAGAGUUCAUAGCAUGGGUGUACUUGUUUGGAGCAACUGAUUUGUAAGCGUGCGUUUACUGUCACUCUUCAGGACCAAGUGAAAUCCAUUUGCAUGUUUCUGUUCUUGAAACUCUUGCACCUUGUUUGUGAAUACUUGAAUAGGAAUAGGCAUAGUUUGAAAGAUGUUUCAAGUACAGUUGAGAGAUAACACUUUUGUUCCCCGGUGCAACUUGCCUUCAAAUCAUCACUUGAAAAAUAUGGAUUUGCCUACAUUUGUUGCAAACAGUGAAGAGCAGUUGAGGCCUCUUCCUCCCAUUUAAUUUCUCUGUACAUAGUUAUAUCUGUACAUGCAUGUGCUUUAUAAAAUCGUCUCUGUGCAUUUUAAGAGUUAUUUUGUAGUGCUAUUGUGUGUAUAAGAAGGAAAAAAUGGCUUCAGCUGCUAAGACCCACACUACGAUCUUGAGAGAGAGAGAUCAGGUGAUCUUCAUGAUGCCUGGUGACAGGUUGCUGGAGACUCUGGGCAUCAGUCCUCACUUGCCCCUGCAGCUUGAAUUCCUACAGGACUACAAAUCCACCACAGAGGUGCCUGCUGACAUGAUGCUAAUGAAAAAGAUCUUUGGAGCCUCAUGAUGUCUUCAACUACACCACUUUUGUCAACAACCUUCCUAGAGAUUCUUUCAGGGUGAUCAACGAAGAAGAAAAGAGCAAAAAAAUAGUCUUUUGUAAGAAAGACAAUUAGACUUUUCUAAAUUGAAUUUGUAUGGACGGUUUCAUAUGUGCCUCUGUUGAGCAUUGAGCAAUAUAUUCGUGAAGAUAUACUUUGCCUCUUGACAGAAGACGGUCUUUUUGGUUGUGUGGUGCAGGUAGUGAUACAGUGAUUGUUCAAAUCUUUAUACAAAUAUCACUUAGCUCUAACAUGCUUGGUAUAGUUUCAUUGCCAUGCAGUAUGUAUCAAAUUAAAUUUAACAUUAACACCUUACAUUGUGAGUUAGUCACGUAUUUGCUCCAUUUCCAUACAUUCUCUUGUCUACUAAACACACAAGCUGAAAAAUGAAACAAAAAAUUUAUUUUUAAAGGAAGUCACGCUACUCACAUCUGAGACACAGCAUAUGGGGAUUCUUUUUUUUCCUCCACACCCAGGGGAUGGGUGCACAUAUUUUCAGUACAUGUGUAUUUGUAUUUUGAAACCCAUGCACAGAUGGACCUGUUUCUUCUACAUCUUGCAGCCCUGUGAUCAUAUGGAGAAGACUUGGGAGCAUUCUUGGCAUUGGUGGUUAUUUUUUUUUAAUUGUCUGCUCACACAACAGAAAUGAUAACAGCACAAUCUUUGGCUUUCCCUGAUAGUCAAGAAAAUGGAGUUGUAUGGAUGACAAGGCAAGAUGUGUCAAGCUUUUUCCCCCCCUAAGGCAAUGGAAACACAAGACACAUUGUUAUGAAUAUUGAUGUGAACUUGUGUGCACAAUGCUUUUUAACAAAGUAUCAUGCAUAGAUUCACAAACAGAUUCUAUGUCUACUACAAUAAAAUCAGUGAAAACAAGA